AGAGUCCAUGGAGAAUCUAUAUAGAAAUCAGUUGAAAAUAAACGCUGACUUAAAUAACAAGCUUGAAUACAUAGCUACGAUCUUGGAAGGUGCAAAAUUAGAAGCAAAUACUUCUCCAGCUGGUUUUACUGAACCUGUAGAUCUUCCAGUUAAAACAUUGCAAGAUUUACAAGAUUUGGAAACAAAACUAGCUGAUGAUAAGGAAUAUAAAAACUAUCUUCACUUUUUAAAGCGUAUUGGUGGUCGUAACUGUGUGGAGACAACACGGAGGAUAAUUUCCAUACUAAUUGGACAUAAUUUAGCCUUGCAAUGCAAUUGGACUGGCAGGAACAGCAAGACUGCUUUCAAUAUAAAUAAAGCUUUGAUUAAACUUAUCACAGAGGCAGUAAUAUCAAAUCCCGCAUGUGGAUCCGAGGCCACGGCGUCUCUUAUAGAGGGUACUAUGAAAGCAUGGUUACGCGGAGCAUGUGAUAGAGAUGGUGGGAGAGUGAAUAGAAAAAAAUGAAGAUCUCCUAUUUUUCCGAAUCGCUAAAUCAUUUUAAGUUGUCGAUAUUAUUUUUAUUAAACCAACUUGAAAACUACCCGGCUCAUACAAGAGACUUUUAAUUCCGGGAGAAUAUAUCCUUAAUUUUUUCCGUUAAUUAAAUGUAC
Ceutorhynchus assimilis (cabbage seed weevil) is the source of this 651-nucleotide messenger RNA. The record is from the annotation of a GenBank genome assembly. Lineage: Eukaryota; Metazoa; Arthropoda; Insecta; Coleoptera; Curculionidae.